UUAUUUGACAAAAAUUGCAGAAUUAAUUUGUUACAAAAAUAUUAUGUUGUCAUUGUUGACACUUGACAGGCACUUGACAGUAAAGAAAAUCGCACUAAUCGAUUAGUAGAAAAUAAAAAUACAUAUUUUUCUGUGCGUUAAAAUUGAUAUUAUGCUUUCAUAAAGUUAAUUAUUAAUAUUUCUGCAAUAAAAUACGUGCGUAUUUGUUUGUAUAGUUAGUUGGCUUAAAAUGGCUCAUAGAGAGGAUGAAGACUCAUUUCGGGAAGACGACGUAUACAUCAACCAAGAAGAUGGAAUGCCUAACGUUCACCCCAAUAUAGCAAAUUUAGAACAAGAGAGCGAUGUGCAAGAUGAAGUCGACGAUUUCGAUGACCUGCCUAAGUCUGUCAUCGUCACAAACAUACACAGUGAAGUAUUUGCGGACGAAAAAUUAAAAAAAGGAAUGGAAGACUUAUUCCGCACAUUUUCAGAUAAUAUAACAUUUCAAUGGCUGCGUAGUUUCAAACGUUUGCGCGUCAACUACGACAGUCCUCUGGCUGCUGCUAAUGCUCGCGUUCAACUGCAUCAGUACCAGUUUCAUAAUUCGCCAAUCAACUGUUACUUUGCACAACCUGUAACGCCUGUUUCACUGAAGAACCUGAGACCGCCGGCUCCUGUGAAGCAGUUCCUGAUCUCGCCACCGUCCAGUCCUCCGGUUGGCUGGGAACCUCGUGAAGAAAAUGAACCUUUAGUGAACCAUGAUCUGUUAGCGGCACUGGCCAGCCUGGCUCCUGGAGAGAGUCAUGAACUGCAUGCUCCCACACCCACCCAGCCGGCUAUUGUUGUGCACACUGCGAUGACAUCAGAUCAAAGCCCACUCGUAGCUAAGAUACCUCAUACUCGUUGUCCGGAUUAUUGAUACAAAUGCCUUUUGAAUUAAAUUUAGUGACUAUGAAUUAGAUUAGUAGUAAAAAUGAAUGCUUUCUAUUCAAUUUGUGCAUGUCAAUUUUUAUGACAUGUAAAGCCAAGACAUUAAAGGUGUCUGAAGUUGGCAACUUUUUGAAAGCUCUAGAAAAGUGAGCUUUUGAAAUUCUUUAACAAUAUUAGUCUAGGUUUGCUUCUUGAGAUGGAUAUUAAUUUUACAGAAAUUACACAAAAUUAAAUUGGUGCUAUGUUUUAUCAAACUAAAUUUUAAAAUUGCUUAUUUAACACUUAAGUUACACUAUUAAUUAUUAUCUUUAUGCAACAUGCUUUAAAUAGUAGCGUUUACCAUGGCCAUUUCAUUAUUAGCAAUUAUUAUGAAAACAAAGUAUGGACAAUAGCUAAAAACAUAUCAGAAAAGCGAGCCUUUAAAAAAUACUAACCCCAUAAGUAUAAGGUGGUUGCUCAGUGAUUUUUCUUUUUUUUAAUUAUAUAGUGUUUUAUUUCAUAAUCUACAAUAUUUCAGUAAUUGUCAGUAUUCAAUUAAUGUCUAAAAUCUUAAGUGUAAUGCUAAUAUUUUAUUAAUGUGUCAAAAUUGUCAUGGCAUACCAAUUUCAUGUUGUUCUUUAGGCUGACUUGCAAGGCCAAUAACUUAUAGGGACAUAAUCAUCAAAGAUUCAUAAAAAAAAAUAAGCCAUUGUCACAUAUAUAUAGGAUAUGAACAGGAACAGAAAUAACGCUAUGUUUAAAAAUUAUGUAACAAUGUGGGAAAAUUAAAAAAAUAAUUCAUUUUAUUCAGUCCAUUCAAGCGAUGAUGGAUGCGGAUCAAGGAUUCAGUUCCAUCCUGACUACUUAUAACUUAAACCUGACGUAUUGAGAAAAGUACAGCAGUUUAUAUCAAACUCAAUAUUAGUUUGAAUAAAACCAAAUAUUAAAACUAAUUAUUAAAAAAAAGCUGAAUAUUUUAUGAAGAUAACAAAAUAAGACAGUUACAAACUUCUGUCUGUUAUUUUUCUUGCAAGCCAGCCAUUUUUACUAAACAUACUCUCUUUUAAAUGGACAAAUUUAUCUUUUUUUUGUUAAUUUGGUUAGUGGAAUUAUUUUUACUUGGGUAUUUUGUUUGCGAAAUUAUUAAGUUCUAAGGCCACCUGUGGGUAUUUGUUCUCAAUUAAGGUAAUCAAUGUGUUUGUCUAUUUAUUGCUAUUUAAGCACUGGUUUUUUAUUACAUUGACUUAUUUAUUGCUGAUAAUCUCAUAGCAUAUGCCUUAUCUCUUACUUCAUUUUAAGUAAUUCUUAGUUACCAUCUACUUAAUUCUUAAUUCAAACCUUGGCUUCAAUUUUACUAUAGAUUAAUUAUAAAAAGUUUGUAGCAUUAGAAUUUUGUGAUAAUAUGUCUAAAUAAAUGUUAAAUUUGUUGUUCAA
Molecule: messenger RNA, 2322 nt
Organism: Helicoverpa armigera (cotton bollworm)
Lineage: Eukaryota; Metazoa; Arthropoda; Insecta; Lepidoptera; Noctuidae
Gene: sra
Product: sarah
Exons: 1
Coding region: 230-898 (222 amino acids)
Biological process (GO): calcium-mediated signaling
Cellular component (GO): cytoplasm; nucleus
Molecular function (GO): calcium-dependent protein serine/threonine phosphatase regulator activity; nucleic acid binding
Source: RefSeq, a predicted model, not a curated record